Mizuhopecten yessoensis (Yesso scallop) is the source of this 3593-nucleotide messenger RNA. RefSeq names its product phenylalanine--tRNA ligase beta subunit-like. Gene Ontology annotation, biological process: phenylalanyl-tRNA aminoacylation. Gene Ontology annotation, cellular component: cytoplasm; phenylalanine-tRNA ligase complex. Lineage: Eukaryota; Metazoa; Mollusca; Bivalvia; Pectinida; Pectinidae. Bases 115 to 1857 code for a protein of 580 amino acids. The record is from RefSeq and is a predicted model, not a curated record. Gene Ontology annotation, molecular function: ATP binding; magnesium ion binding; phenylalanine-tRNA ligase activity. The transcript is spliced from 19 exons.
CGCAAGGCCUUUUCCAUGCUUUCAUCAUCCACCGGCUACACAUCAUUAUAUCAUAAAAAGGAGAACAUUAUCAAGUGUUUCCGUGAUAUAUCGGUCUGAAUCACACAAUCUAGCAUGCCUACCAUUGCUGUAAAUAAGGAGCAGCUGUUCAAGUCGCUAGGAAAAACGUACACAUUUGAAGAAUUCAAUGUGCUGUGUUUUGAGUUUGGUUUGGAGGCAGAGGAGCCGGAGGAAGAGGAGCUAAAGCAGAAUCCAGAGCUGGCAUCAGAAUUCAAGGUGGACAUACCAGCCAACAGAUAUGACUUACUGUGUAUUGAAGGACUGACUCGAGCUCUCAAAGUUUUCCUUGAAAAAAUAAAGGCUCCCAGGUAUGAAGCAUUGGAACCAAACGGUGACCAGUUGCAGGAACUUACAGUUCUACCGUCUACGGCCCAGGUACGUCCGUAUGCUGUAGCAGCUGUCCUCAGAAACAUCACCUUCACCCCAGAGAGAUACAAGAGUUUCAUCAGCCUUCAAGACAAAUUACAUCAGAACCUUUGCAGGAGAAGAACUCUAGUUGCUAUAGGAACUCACGACCUUGACACAAUAAAGGGACCUUUUCUGUAUGAUGCUCGACCUCCAGCAGACAUUAAAUUCAAGGCAUUAAAUCAGGAAAGAGAGAUGACAGCUCCUGAACUGAUGGCUCUGUAUUCAACUGACAACCAAUUAAAGCACUUCCUGCCGAUUAUCCAGGACAAGCCAGUGUACCCGGUCAUCUAUGACCAGAAUGGUGUUGUCCUGUCAAUGCCACCAAUUAUCAACGGGGACCACAGUAAGAUCACUUGUGACACACGCAAUGUGUUCAUAGAAUGUACCGCCACAGACCUGACCAAGGCCAAGGUGGUCAUCGACACUCUGGUCGCCAUGUUCUGUGAAUAUUGUGACAAACCCUUCACAGUGGAAAAGGCGAAGGUCACAAUGCCAGACGGUAGCUCUGCAUUCUAUCCUGAGCUGGGAUACAGGAUGGAGAAUGUGAGCGUAGACAUUAUCAAUCGUAAUGUCGGCAUUAAAAUCACUCCAGAGGAAACAGCGCGCUUGCUGACACGGAUGUGUUUAGCUGCUGAGGUGGCAGAUGGUGGGGCCCAGGUGAGGGUUGAGGUCCCUCCCACCCGUCAGGAUGUGAUCCACGCCUGUGAUGUUACGGAGGAUGUGGCGAUCUCCUUUGGGUACAACAACAUCAAAAAGACCAUUCCCCUAACCAACACUGUAGCUAACCAGUUACCCAUCAACAAGCUUACUGACCAGCUACGACAAGAAAUGGCAGCCGGCGGGUUCACGGAAGUCCUUACUUUUGCCCUGUGCUCAAGGAGUGAUGUGUCGGACAAGCUGCGGAAAACCAUAGAGGAAGCUAAUGCUGUACACAUCGCCAACCCCAAGACACUUGACUUUCAGAUAGCCAGAUCUUGUCUGCUGCCUGGCGUACUGAGAACAAUCAGUAACAACCGACAGAUGCCCCUCCCCCUCCGCCUGUUUGAGAUAUCAGAUGUGGUUUAUAAGGACAAGACAAAAGAUGUUGGGGCCAGGAAUGAUCGACGGCUGUGUCUAGUCAACUACAACAAGUCAUCUGGGUUUGAGAUUGUGAAAGGAAUGCUUGACCGUGUGAUGCAGCUGCUGGAGGUUCCAAUGACAAACGACAACAAUGGUUAUCACAUUCGAGAGAGUCCAGAUCCUACCUAUUUCCCUGGGCGGAGUGCGGAGAUCGUUCUACGAGGCGAAAAGAUUGGUCAGAUUGGUGUCCUGCACCCUGAGGUCAUCACCAAAUUUGAACUCGGUAACCCCUGUGCUGCCCUGGAAAUGACCAUAGAACCCUUCCUAUGAUGUUGUGACUCAGUAAUUUUGAAAAUGAGGGACCUUGAAUAAAACUAGAAAAAUAAAUGCAGGUCUGAAAUCUCUCGGGACAUCAAAUCCAAGCAUUUUAUGGAUAAUGUUUUGGAAUUUUACGCUUUGAAGAAAACGCAGCAAACAAAUGUCAAGCCUCAGGUUUUGUGAUUUUGCUGUGAUAUUUCUUCAGGUUUUGAUUUGCUGUCAUUAAGGUGACGGAUUUUGACUUAUUCCUCUACAGUGCUGAGGGAACACCAUUUUGAUGCUAAAAACACCAGUACAAUUCAUAACAUUGACAAGGGAUUCGUAAGAAAAACAGGGUUUCAGAGUUAUCAGGUGUCAGGAUUAAGAUAUACAUUGAGUGUUGAUAUCACUCAAGAUCUUAUGGGGGUCAGAAUUUUACAUCUGUGCCAAGUGUCCUUUGAUACAUAUAAUAACCCAUGAUGUCACUCAAGGUUAACAAGGUCAGCAUGUACAAUAAAUAUCUUUAGAUAUAAAGUAUUUCAGAGGCAUAAUAGUGCCACUCUGAAAGGUUGGAAACAGACAAUGUUAAAGAUAGGGAGUUUAAGAACCAGCUCAUUUGAUCAACACAUCCUGUGUUGUAUAGAUUAAUAGAUAGACCAAUCGCAGACAAUAUAUGUGUAAGCACUGCUUGAAAUAAAAGAGUAUCAACACUAUGUAUAGAUAAAUGUGUAAAAGAAGUAACAAUGAUGGGGAAAUUAAACAAGAUGUUUGAAAAUGUUUUACACAAAAGCAUAAAUGUGUCUGUCUCACUUUUGUUCUAAAUACAAGACUUAUAGUAUAACUCUUCAGGAGAAAUGCACCAUCUGUUGUUAAAAUUUCACAUCUUGUCCAGUUGGAAAACUUAUUAUCAUAUGCACAAUGUAUUCAUUAAAAAUUGUGAUGGAGACAAAAUAUCCUAGAAUAUCUGGAUACAUUCAGGUAUUAGUUUUGAGGACAAUUUGCAAUCAUUGAGAUUAUGAUUAUCAAUUUCAUUAUACAAUGUACUCUCAUUUAAACAAGUGACAUUGCCACUUUUAUCUUACAAUAUCCAGGGAUUUUGCAUGUACAUGUAUGGAGUGAGUGUGAUCGACAACCAUUGUCAGGUUGUUUCUAUCUAACACGGUUACAUAUACCAGUGAACAACUAAUCACAGCUUUUCUUUCAAAUAAUUCUGCAUGCACAGAGCUGCAGAUGAUGUCUUCAUAGAUCUAGUCAGACCAAUGAAAAGUGUAGGUAGGUCAUUAGUCAUCUAGACAAGCACAGCUUCCUGUUUCUCUGCACAGGCACAUUAACUUUGGCCAAUGUGAGUUUGGUCCUUUUGUAGUUAGGUAAGUUUAUGUUUAAACUCCAGACCAUGAAGGUUACGUCAUGCAGAUAUCUGGUGAAAUAAGGUAUAAUAUUAUAUGAAACCGUGCUGUGUGUAGUGUGGUUUGGAAAUUAAUUUUUGUAGGAAGAAUUUCUUUUGCCUUUUUUCUAUAUGUAAUUUUAAAAUAUUGUUGACAAAAUUUUAUCAUCCAUCUGUUGUCAGGUCUCGUUUUCAACCUCUUUCAUCUGAAGUUAUCUGUUCGACAGUGUGAUAACAAGGCCAGGUAAUUCAGAGAUGAGAUUGUAAUUUCUCUGGUUUUGUAAAUAAUGGGCUAGAUUACUCAUAUUUGAUAUUAAAGUUGCUAACUUGACUGUGCUAUUUAUUUGUGCUAUUAAAAAUCAUCAAUUAAAUCUCCAACAUGAUA